Messenger RNA from Cajanus cajan (pigeon pea), 2366 nucleotides. Its product is annotated as U3 small nucleolar RNA-associated-like protein. The record is from RefSeq and is a predicted model, not a curated record. Gene Ontology annotation, cellular component: small-subunit processome; Pwp2p-containing subcomplex of 90S preribosome. Gene Ontology annotation, molecular function: snoRNA binding; protein binding. Gene Ontology annotation, biological process: maturation of SSU-rRNA from tricistronic rRNA transcript (SSU-rRNA, 5.8S rRNA, LSU-rRNA). Lineage: Eukaryota; Viridiplantae; Streptophyta; Magnoliopsida; Fabales; Fabaceae.
UCUUCAACCUCAGUCCUCAACUAGCAGAUAGGUUCAGGUUCGAAACGAAACGCAGCAUCGUUCGGCGCUCCUCCUCCGUUGACGGUGUUCGAAACAAGGAAACAUGGCGGACGUGGUGCAGUAUCGGUUGGAGCGCAUGGUGGAUGAGCUCGACGACCUCGAGCAGCGCGGCCUCUUUAGCCGCCGCGAGAUCGCGGAGAUAGUGAAGCAGCGGCGAAAGUUUGAGUACAGGCUGAAGCGUCCAAGUCCUCUGAAGCAAGAUUUCUUGGCCUACGUCGAGUACGAGACUCAGCUCGACGCCCUCCGCAGGCUCCGCAAGAAAUCCGUGGCGCGCGAGUUGAUGAAGCAAGGCAACAAAAAGCUCAAGAAGUCCAAGUCCGAUUUGGCUGGCAUGCUUCGUAUUAUGGAGAUUUAUGAGCUCGCCUUGAAGCGCUACAAAGGCGACAUCGAUCUCUGGUUUCGCUACCUCGAGUUUUGCAGACUCAGAAAAAAUGGCAGAAUGAAGAAGGCCUUGGCAAAAGUUAUUAGGUUUCAUCCAAAGGUUCCGGGAGUUUGGAUUUAUGCUGCAGCAUGGGAAUUUGAUCAUAACUUGAAUGUUGCAGCAGCUCGUGCUUUGAUGCAGGAAGGUCUCAGAGUUUGUCCCACUUCGGAAGACCUUUGGGUGGAGUAUCUUCGGAUGGAACUUACUUACCUUAAUAAGUUAAAGGCGCGGAAGGUUGCUCUAGGUGAGGAUGAGGGAACGCUCACCCGUGAUCCUAGGAGUUCUGAUGAAAAACAAUGGAAGGACGAAAACAAAGAAUUGUUUAUGUCGCUUGACAGUAAAGGGGAUGCUGAUGGAGCAAACAAUGAAAAUGACGUGUCGGAAAAGAAGCAGGAUUUGUUUGCAGAGCAUGGUAUGGGUUUUUUUCGAACUGUCUAUGGUGGAGCUAUUGAAGCUGUCCCUUCAAGUCUCAAUCUUAGGAAGCGUUUUUUAGAAAUAUUGGAGGGUACAAAUUUGUCACAUUAUGAAGAUAUGUGUAAGGAGUUAUUGAAUGACAUGAAGAGGGAUUUUUCGAAGGAACCUGAAUUUUGGGAUUGGCUUGCAAGGCGUGAAUAUGAUCUUGAAAAUGAUGAGGAGAUAAGUGAAGAGGUCAUAGUAUCUCGGGUGGAGAAGGCAGUUCAGGUUUAUGAGGAGGCUUUGAAAAAUGUGCCAUCAGGAACUAUGUUUAGUUUGUAUGCAGAUUUUCUAACGGGUAUUGUAGCUCCUAAAGAAGAAGCCUAUAUAACUGGGUCAUCAGGUCAUGCUGUGAACUAUAUAUCACAUUUCCUGUCAAUAUACGAAAGAGCUGAAAGAAUGGGAUGCAUUACUGAAGAUCUUGCUUGCAAGCACGUGUCCUUACAUUUGCAAUUGAGACAACUGGAUGAGGCCCGGAAACUGGCAGCAAACCUUUGCAGUGGAAAACUAGCAGAAUCAGUAGAGUUAUGGGGAUUAAGGAUUACUAUAGAAAUAAAAUGCAUCACAAGAAGUUCUUCACCGAGUGAUGCUGAUUUGCAAUCCCUUUUUGAACUCUUUCGACAAAUUUUGACAAAAGUAUCUGUUUCAAAAUCGGAGAACUUGUGGCUAAAGGCCCUUAAAUUCUAUGCAAAUCAAAGACAAUAUUUUGAUAAACUGGUGGAGGUUUCUGUUGUUAGUUUGGUCAGAGACGGUGGCAGUGAAAAUGGAUUUUCCCUUUCUUCUGCAAUUGUUAGUUAUAUACUUCAGAAAGAUGGAAUUCAGAAGACCAGAGAUAUCUAUAAACGAUUUCUAGCUUUACCACAUCCCGGCCUUGCUUUAUAUAGACAUUGCAUUGACCUAGAAACAAACCUUGCUUCAAUAGGAGAUAAAGAUGGUCUCAUAAAUUCCAGGAAAUUAUAUGAAUGUGCACUCGCAACUUAUGACCAAAAUGUCAGCUUGUGGCAAGAUUACUAUCGCUUGGAGACCAAGAUGGGAACAUCAGAAACGGCUACUGCUAUCUAUUGGCGUGCAAGGAGAGUACUCAAAGAUGCUAGUGAAUUUGUCGCUUCUCCAGAUAUGUGAUAAUGUCUAAAUUAUGACCGUGGUUAUUGUCAAUGAGUUCAAUUUUGAGCACUUUGUUUAUUUGAUUUUUCUUCAGAAAUUUGUUCUUUUUGACAAGUCUAGUCUAGACGCAAUUUUGUUUUUCCUCCCCAAGAGAUGAGGAAUAGAGCUUCCUCCUUUUCUCCCGUCCCAAAAGCUAAUUAACUGUAUUAUAGCCGUGCGCCCUGUAUGCUUAUGUUUGGUCAAGUCAUACUAAUGAGAAUGAUGCUAAAUGUCGUAUGUAUACUUGUACACAAAAAUGGAGCCAGUUCUUUUAAAAAAGACUUUCAAA